This is a messenger RNA of Elephantulus edwardii (Cape elephant shrew), 810 nucleotides long. RefSeq names its product apolipoprotein L3-like. The transcript has a single exon. Gene Ontology annotation, cellular component: membrane; extracellular region. The record is from RefSeq and is a predicted model, not a curated record. Gene Ontology annotation, biological process: lipoprotein metabolic process; lipid transport. NCBI's taxonomy places the organism in Eukaryota, Metazoa, Chordata, Mammalia, Macroscelidea, Macroscelididae. The coding region runs from base 1 to 810 and encodes 269 amino acids. Gene Ontology annotation, molecular function: lipid binding.
AUGGAAGAUGAAGAUGUGUGUCAAAAAGAACAGCAGGUGGUGGACAAGUUUCUUAGUGAGUUUCCUGAAAUAAAAGAGAAACUUGAGAACUGUAUAAGGGACCUUGAAGCCCUUGAGGAGAAUUCUGAGGCGACACACAGGGGCUGUACCAUUGCCAAUGUGGUGUCCGAUUCUGUGGGCAUCGUCUCUGGUCUUCUGACCAUCGCUUCAUUGCUUCUGGCACCUGUGACAGCGGGGGCCAGUCUGGGGCUCCUGGCAGCUGGGACGGGGCUGGGAACAGCAGCUGCAGCCACCAGUAUUACCUCAUCCAUUGUGGACAACUCAGUGGAUUUGUCAGCAUUAGACAGAGCUGAAGAGACUUUAUCAAAUGCUAGUCUGAAUGUUCUGAAUGAUGUGGAGGAGGUCAUCACAGAAGCCGCUGGAGCCUUAUAUGAAUGCAUCCAAGAUGGAAUGAAGAGUUGGGAGAACUUCAGGGCCAUCAGACUGGUCCAAGACAACACUGGAUUGGCAAGCAAUGACGAGCUUUCCAUAGCCAAUGCACGCCUCUUGAGGCCACCUAUUUUCGUGGUAGGGAGCACCUUAAGAGGCACUGUACUGUCAAUGACCAAGGCAGCCCGCAUAGGGGGUAUGGCCAGCGCAGGUUUCUUCCUUAUGUUCGAUGUGGCCAGCCUUGUGAGUGAGUCAAGGCACUUGUAUGAGGGGGCGAAGCCAGAGUCAGCUGAAAAGGUGAGGCUGGUGAUUGAGAAUCUGAAGAAGAUGGUGAGGGUUCUCACUGACAUCUAUGAGAAUUUGCAGAGUGGGACACAGUGA